CUAAUAUUUAAUUCGGAAUAACUAGGUGCGGGGGAGUGAACAUGGCUGCGGUUGUGGAGAAUGUUGUCAAAAUGCUGGGGGAGCAGUACUACAAGGAUGCCAUGGAGCAGUGCCACAGCUACAAUGCCAGACUGUGUGCUGAGAGGAGCGUCCACAUGCCUUUCCUGGACUCUCAGACUCGUGUAGCUCAGAGCAACUGCUACAUCUGGAUGGAGAAGAGACACAGGAGUCCAGGGGUCAACCAUGGACAACUUUAUACCUACCCUGCCCGCCGCUGGAGAAAGAAGAGGCAUGCACAUCCCUCUGAGGACCCCCGUCUUGCCUUUCCCCCCGUUAAAUCAGCAGAGCUGGACCUAGGAGUGAAGAAGGACAACCUGGCCACCGCGGCUGAUGGUAGCAGUCUGGAGGCUCUGCUGAAGGGGGAGCCCUUGGACAAACGCGGAACCCCAGAGUUGCGUAGCAUGGACGAGGAGCCUGGACUGGCUGAACCCACAGGCGUUUCUCACAGUACAGCCACACGCCUUAGAAAGAGAAUCCUGGAGCCUGAGGACUUCCUAGAUGACCUAGAUGAUGAAGACUAUGAGGAAGACACCCCUAAAAGACGAGGGAAAAGCAAGAACAAAAGUCGGGGAGGAAGCAACACCCGGAAGAAGCUGGAUGCUGCUUCACUGGAGGACAGGGACAAGCCGUAUGCCUGUGAUAUCUGCGGGAAGCGCUACAAGAACCGGCCGGGCCUGAGCUACCACUACACCCACUCACACCUGGCAGAAGAGGAAGGAGAAGAUGAGGAGGAGGAGGAAGGCGAGAGCCAAGUUCCUUUCCAACCGCGACCAGAAGAGCACAAUACACCCAAAAAAGGGCCCGAUGGCUUGGCAGUGCCAAACAACUACUGCGACUUCUGUCUGGGGGACUCCAAAGUGAACCGCAAGACAGGGCAAUCGGAGGGGCUGCUGUCCUGCUCAGAUUGUGGCCGAUCAGGUCACCCAUCCUGCCUACAGUUCACCCCAGUCAUGAUGGCAGCAGUUAAGACUUAUCGUUGGCAAUGCAUCGAGUGUAAGUGCUGCAACGUCUGUGGGACCUCAGAGAAUGACGACCAGUUGCUCUUCUGUGAUGACUGUGACCGAGGGUACCACAUGUACUGUCUGAGCCCUCCCAUGUCAGAACCUCCUGAAGGAAGCUGGAGCUGCUACUUGUGUUUGGACUUACUGAAAGACAAGGCGUCCAUAUACCAGAACACGCCACCAUCGUGAUGACUUCCACUGCAUUUGUGUCCCUCUGUGUCUUUACCACCCUUCACCCCCUGUCCCAGCACAUCAGCCCUUCACUACAGGUCCAGAGGGAGUACGAGGUGGGCUUCCACUGUGGAGUACAUCUAUCCCCACCUUGAACAAGACAGGGAAGGAGGGAGUACUUUCAGACAAGCCUUCUUUCCCAGCUUCUUGUUUCUCCAGCUCUAUGUUGCACAUUCUGGUUUUUAGGAUGUCAACAGUGUUCUCAAGUUCUUGAUAACAUGUUUAAUGUCACUUAUGUCUUAGUCUUGUUUUUGUAAUUGUACAUGUACUGCUUUGGUUCUGUUGUUCCCUUUGUACCAUGAAGGCUGAACCAAGUUUAUGUUUUGAGGACUACGUAUGUCUGAAUGGUAUUGAGAUCCAUGUGGUAUAGUCUGCUCUGCUUCUUGGAUUUAUUUGGUGACAAGUCACCAGCUUCCCUGACUGUGGGUACAAGGUUCUUUACUUACCUGGAAGAUUGUGUACUUUUGAUGUUUGGAAGACUAUUUUAAAAUACAAUAUUUAGUUGCUGUUCCAAGGUCAUUCAUUUGCACACCGUACUGUGACUGGAGUAAACUACAUUUAUGAAUAGUCAAAAUGUUCAGUCUGAGGCAUGACUUAUUUAUUUUUGCAAAUGACAAGCAUCUCAAAGGAAAAUCGUUAGAGGGCAGUGUUGAUCUGCGAGGUACUCAUUGGCCUGGUAUAGAAUAGAUGACUGCUGAUAAAUUAUGGACAUUUAUUCUUGUCCCUGUCAUUACAGGAACUGUCCCUGCGUGUGCUGCUUUGUUUGAACAGUGGUUAAUGUUGAAAUGCAUCCGAUAAAGUGAAGUAGUGUGCAACUUUUGUAACUUAUUUUAUAUAUAUAUAUAUAUAUAUAUACACACACACACACAAACACACACUUAUAAAAUUUACUUUUAUGUUCUUACCAUUCAGUUCAAAAUGUUCACAAUUUACAGUGCAAACGUAACAGAAUAGUCAGAGCAGUGGCUGCCACAAAGUCAAACUGUACUGUUUGUCCACCCUUACCGUUGUCUUGCCUUACUGUAGAACUUUACCUCAAGCUGAUGAACAGUAUUUUCAGAGAUACUGACACUUAAAAGGAAUGAUGGCAAAUGGCAGCUCUCAUUUGUCAGUGGAUUGCUACAUGACCUUUUAAUGAGGAAUUGUGCUUAAUGCAACCCAGUGCAUGUAAACUAUACAAAUAUGGUUUCUAUUUAAGGAUGUGUUUACAGCCAGUGUUAAAGGUUUUAAAAUGAUUGUAAUGUUGUAUAGCUUAGCUAAAUCACGUUAUCAUUUAACCAAUACUGAUAAAAUAUUUAACAGUAACAUUUUUUGUACUGGUUUAGCAACAGUGGCCUUUUAAAUGUUUUUA
This is a messenger RNA of Scleropages formosus (Asian bonytongue), 2643 nucleotides long. RefSeq names its product zinc finger protein ubi-d4-like. The record is from RefSeq and is a predicted model, not a curated record. Gene Ontology annotation, biological process: nervous system development. Gene Ontology annotation, cellular component: nBAF complex. The transcript is spliced from 11 exons. NCBI's taxonomy places the organism in Eukaryota, Metazoa, Chordata, Actinopteri, Osteoglossiformes, Osteoglossidae. The coding region runs from base 42 to 1250 and encodes 402 amino acids.